AUGGGUUUUGGGAUCAUCGUUUUUCUGGCUGUUAUAAUAGGGGUACUUGGGAGCCCCGGUGUGACGAGCAGACCCGAGGCCGCCGCCUCAGCAGACGUGUCAGCUCAUCCCAACAGCGUGCCAGAGACACCAGAGAUCUUUGGACAGGAAAAAGUAUUGGUGUUGGAGGAGGUUGAGGAGGAUGUGAUGAUGACUGGCGAGCUGAACCCCAACCAAUACCCUGCUCAGAGGGCAGCCAAGGUGGUCCAACACUACCUCAACACCUGCUACGGCUCACCAUACAGGGUGAUCGGACUAAACAGGGUCCACAGCGGAAACGCACAGGAUGUGACUGACUCUGGAAGAAAGUUUCAGCUAGAGAUCUCAGUGCAGGACUUCAUUAGCAAUAAAACAGAGAAAUGCUCUGCAGAGGUUUUUUUUCCAAGCGGAGGGCAGCAGCGCUCACCCCAGGUCCACGCCUCGUGUGAGGAGCUCCCUAAAAUCAACACACAGGCUCAAGAGGAGGCAUUGUACCAAAAGUACAAGACCAACCAAAGCCGACUGUCAGCAGAGUUACCUGAUAGCUUCGGCCACAUCGACCCCGACAUGGAGCCUCUCUGGCACCUGGGCACUGUGGCCUCCAGCUUCAUCAUGCUGAAUGAAUCUACUGAAAACACUCUGUACAACAUGGCUCAGGUGGCCAACAUCACACAGCUGGCAACUGAGAACGAGCAGCUGAAGUUCGACUAUCACAUACUGCUGCAUGAGAUGGUGUCCCAGGAAAUCAUUCACUGGAAACUGCUGUUCACCUGGUCUCCACCAGCGGGAGUUAAAGUGCUGCAGAUGGAGCAGCUGCCUCACUCCCAUCAUCACGAACCCCUAAACACACGCUGAACUGCUGACAGUCCUCGCACCGCCACAACGACCCAAACAAAACCUUGAUGCUCACAUCCUAACCUGGAGCAGUAGUGUGUUUACGAUCAGGAACUGAAAUGUUGAUGCUUGUAGCACUAACCUUUUUGAACCAAGGGAAGGUGCAGUUUAUAUUAUCAGGAGUAAGAUUAAGCCAACAUAAAUAAUGACACGUUAUCCUUAAAUUGGCCUAUACUGUCCAGAAUAAACUGUUUUUAAAUGUUA
Scophthalmus maximus (turbot) is the source of this 1116-nucleotide messenger RNA. It is a transcript of the gene lxn, whose product is annotated as latexin. Gene Ontology annotation, molecular function: metalloendopeptidase inhibitor activity. The record is from RefSeq and is a predicted model, not a curated record. The transcript has 7 exons. Lineage: Eukaryota; Metazoa; Chordata; Actinopteri; Pleuronectiformes; Scophthalmidae. The coding region runs from base 1 to 873 and encodes 290 amino acids.